This is a messenger RNA of Cordyceps militaris CM01, 1131 nucleotides long. RefSeq names its product glucan endo-1,3-beta-glucosidase precursor, putative. The transcript has a single exon. Bases 1 to 1131 code for a protein of 376 amino acids. Lineage: Eukaryota; Fungi; Ascomycota; Sordariomycetes; Hypocreales; Cordycipitaceae. The record is from RefSeq and is a predicted model, not a curated record.
AUGUCCGGCACCUUGCAAGUUGUGGUGCGCAAUAACACCAACACGAGUGCGCUGUACGCGCACAUCACCGGCACCUCGGACGCCGGGCUCUUUAUCCUGUCGUCCGACGGGCAGACGGCGUACCACCCGGCCAGCCCGACGCAGACGCUGUCGCCGCUCGGCGCCGACUGCGCCAUCAAUGUCGGCGGCACGGGGCAGACGCGGACGCUGACAAUCCCCUACGUUUCUGGCGGCCGCAUCUGGUUCUCCAAGGACAAGCCGCUCACGUUUUUCGUGAACCCGGGCCCCGCGCUCGUCGAGCCGUCGGCGCUCAACAUGAGUGAUGCCAACUACAACCUCGACUGGGGCUUUGCCGAGUUUACGUUUAACCGCAGCGAGCUCUACGUCAACGUGUCCUUUGUGGACUUUGUCAGUCUGCCCGUGUCGCUGCGCCUGGAGAAUGCGAGCGGCAAGGUGACGAGCGUCGCGGGUAUGCCCAGUGACGGCCUGGACAGGGUCUGCGCCGGGCUGACGGCGCAGGGCCAGCUGGACGGCGCCGGCUGGGACAAGCUCGUCGUGCGCUCGGCGGCCGGCCAGCUGCUCCGCGCGCUCAGCCCCAACUCGGGCGCCGUCAUGGUGCCGGGCCUGCUACAGGGCUACUACGCCCAGUACGUCGACGCCGUGUGGGCCAAGUACGCGGCCGAGGACCUCACGGUCAACACGCAGUUCAAAUGGGGCGACGCCAAGGGCCGCGUCAACGCGGCCGGGCUGCUCGACUUCGGCGGCGAUGCCGGCCAGUUUGGCAAGCCCUCGGCGGUCGACAUUUUCUCGUGCAACUCGGGCCCGUUUGCGCACUUCAGCGGCGUCACCGACGAGGCGCUCAACAUUGGCGCGCGUCUCGCGGCCGCGCUCAACCGCUCGACGCUGCUCAUCAACAGCAACCAGCCCGAGGGCGAGGACGUGGCCAAGUACUACCAAGACCCCAUCACCAAUCACUACGCGCGCAUCUGCCACGCCACCUCGAUCGAGGGUCGUGGCUACGCUUUCCCGUACGACGACGUCGGCGCGUCCAAGGGCGUGGACCAGUCAGGCUUUCUCAACGACCCCAAUCCCAAGACGCUGACCAUUGGCAUCGGCGCGCCGCUUGAGUAG